Messenger RNA from Manihot esculenta (cassava), 1385 nucleotides. RefSeq lists its product as uncharacterized. Gene Ontology annotation, molecular function: catalytic activity. NCBI's taxonomy places the organism in Eukaryota, Viridiplantae, Streptophyta, Magnoliopsida, Malpighiales, Euphorbiaceae. The record is from RefSeq and is a predicted model, not a curated record. Bases 157 to 1182 code for a protein of 341 amino acids. The transcript has 11 exons.
UCAUAACGUUCAAAAAAUUAUCCGAUAAGGCAAAACGCAGUCCACAGGCAGUCGUAGAGGUUAAACGGCACUGGUUCUCAGUCGACGUUUCCCACUCCUCAAUUCUCCCGGUGCCUCUAAUCUACGACGGACGGAGAAGCCCCGGAAGCUGUGAAAAUGUUCACCCUUACAGCCACACCUGCAUUGUUAAUGCCUAGAAAAUUCAGAACCCGAGAGCGUUUCUCUAUUUCUGCGCAAAAUUUUCCUUCGUUUCUGCCCAGUGAAGUUGAGAAUAUUAAAGACCCUUUUGCUAGAAAGCUAGCUUCAAGAAUCGAAAGGCUGCCUGUUAGCUUCUCAGAGAGAUGUAUCAUGAGUAGUUGCGUCAAGCCUUUGGUGCAAAGCAAGACUAGUCCAGUGGUUCUGCUCCAUGGUUUUGACAGCUCUUGUUUAGAAUGGAGAUAUACAUUUCCACUGCUUGAGGAGGCUGGCAUGGAGACUUGGGCUGUUGACAUUCUUGGUUGGGGUUUCUCUGAUUUAGAAAGACUGCCAUCAUGUGAUGUUGCAUCUAAGCGUGAUCACUUGUAUCAGUGGGAUGGUCAUGGUGUCAAGUUUUGGAGGUCCCACAUAAGGAGGCCCAUCAUCUUGGUUGGACCAAGCCUUGGUGCUGCUGUUGCAAUUGAUUUUGCUGCCAACCAUCCAGAAGCUGUAGAGAAACUGGUUUUGAUUGAUGCAAGUGUGUAUGCUGAAGGCACCGGAGACCUUGCAAAGUUACCUAGAGCAUUAGCAUAUGCUGGGGUUUAUUUAUUGAAGAGUGUCCCGCUCCGUUUAUAUGUUAAUUUGCUGGCCUUCAAUGAAAUAUCAUUGAGCACCAGCAUUGACUGGAUGAAUGUGGGACGCCUACAUUGUUUAUAUCCUUGGUGGGAAGAUGCAACUGUGAAUUUUAUGGUUAGUGGUGGUUAUAAUGUCAAUGCUCAGAUAGACAAGGUUAAGAAGAGGACACUUAUAAUUUGGGGUGAGGAUGACCAAAUUAUCAGCAACAAACUAGCAGUGAGAUUGCACUCUGAACUUCCAAAUGCAAUCAUACGACAGAUCCCGGAGUGUGGCCAUAUUCCCCAUGUGGAAAAGCCCAAUUCUGUUGCAAAAUUGAUUGUUGAAUUUGCUAGAGAAGCUUGUUAUGAAGAUGCUCAAACUAUUCCUCUGUAGAGAAGGUCUGCACUUUGCUUUGAUUUAUUUCAUGUAUGGCUUAUUUUUACAGUAAGUUUUGAACCCAACCACAGACUUGAUGAAAAUAGUUGGAAAAUGGGAUCCUAUAGGAACUCUAUUGCAUUUUUUAAAGCCUGUAUUUUGUCUUUAUAAUGUUGGCCAAGAUGAGAAAUUCAAUUAUAAUCAACUAUUAUUUGUAACAA